Halichondria panicea is the source of this 1518-nucleotide messenger RNA. Its product is annotated as leishmanolysin-like peptidase. Gene Ontology annotation, cellular component: membrane; cytoplasm. The record is from RefSeq and is a predicted model, not a curated record. Gene Ontology annotation, molecular function: metalloendopeptidase activity. Gene Ontology annotation, biological process: cell adhesion; proteolysis. NCBI's taxonomy places the organism in Eukaryota, Metazoa, Porifera, Demospongiae, Suberitida, Halichondriidae. The transcript has 11 exons. The coding region runs from base 1 to 1335 and encodes 444 amino acids.
AUGGAAGCAAGUUUGGACCGACCAAUUGCUGGGAACAUCAACUUCUGUCCUCUGGGGGUUACCGGCAAUGCUGCAGACUUUAUUCUGGAGUUAGCAAAACACGAGACUGCACAUGCCCUAGCCUUUGCUUCCAGUCUGUUUGCCUUCUGGAGAGAUGAUAAUGGCAAUCCUAGGACACCAAGAAACAGUAAUGGGCUGCCAAUGAAUUUCAACGUUGCUGAAAGGUACUACAUGCCUUCACCUAGUACUAUCCAGUUCGAUGUUACAUACCCUGACUGGGAUACCAUUAAUGGAGUUAUUAAUCAUAGUGUGAUUCACAUGGUUACUCCAGCUGUUCUACGUGAAGCUCGUGCCCACUUUAAUUGUUCUUCACUUGCGGGAAUGGAGCUAGAAAACCAAGGGGCGGCUGGCACAAUCGUCAGUCACUGGGAGAAGAGAAUAAUGGGGAAUGAGGCCAUGACUGGAGAGUUAACCUUCAAUCCUGUUUUCUCCAGGAUCUCACUGGCAGCAUUCGAGGACAGUGGAUGGUAUGACGUAAACUAUACCAUGGCACAGGACUUACUUUGGGGUAAGGGGAGUGGGUGUGACUUUCCCACAAGGUCUUGCUUGAGUUGGAUCAACUCUCAAACGGAUCAGGGGCUUCCAGUGACACCCUAUUGUACUGACAUGCAACGGGGCUGUACAAUCGAUUAUGAAGCUGUGGGUAAAUGCAACCUAAUCAGGAACAACCCAUCCCUCGAUUAUCAAUACUUCACUGUACGCACUGAUGGCGGAAAUGUUGUUAUUGCAGACUAUUGCCCAUUCCAAAACGUGCUUACCAUUCAAGAGUCAGGCAGAGACAGAGGGACACAAUGCAAUGUGGCCACUAAUCAGCCUACCGUGAAUGUCCUUGCAGAAGUUUACGAGCAGGGGUCAAGGUGCAUUGAGCAUGGCACUCGAGAGUGGACCAACAACCGUUACACUGGCUUCUCCACUGGAUCUGGAUGCUAUCAGUAUUCCUGCUCAGCAACAACUGGUGUGACAAUUAAGGUAUCUGGACUUGCAUACCAAUGCUCUUGUGAAGGAGAACAGAUUCAAUUCUCUUUCACUGACAGUACUGGAGCCUCAAUCACUGCAUCUCUACGCUGCCCUGCAUGCUCACAACUUUGCCAUGAUAAUUUAGCCAACUGUCCUACCACAGAGCCAGCGUCCUGCUAUGACAGGAUUAGGAAUGUGGAGGGCAGUACUGAUCUCCCAGUCACUCCGUCAAUACCUGAUAACAGAGCAGAAGUCACCGGUGCAGUUGCUGUGACAAUAUUUUCCCUUGCAGCUCUAGUGGUAGCCACCGUGUUUUAAAACAUAAAUACCUAUAGCGUUUUAUGCCAUCUUUUUAUAUUCUGAAGUUUUCCUUUUCAAACUAGUUAAUGUGCAUGAGAAUCUGUACACUUCACAUAUUUAAAAUAUUUAUCUUCUUUAUAAUUAUAUAGUGAGUGAAAAUACUGAGAAUAAUUAUGUGACACAUCUGAAGCUGACAGCUUA